Scatophagus argus is the source of this 1574-nucleotide messenger RNA. It is a transcript of the gene taldo1, whose product is annotated as transaldolase 1. Gene Ontology annotation, cellular component: cytoplasm; intracellular anatomical structure. Gene Ontology annotation, molecular function: transaldolase activity. The transcript has 8 exons. The record is from RefSeq and is a predicted model, not a curated record. The coding region runs from base 86 to 1102 and encodes 338 amino acids. Gene Ontology annotation, biological process: pentose-phosphate shunt, non-oxidative branch; carbohydrate metabolic process; pentose-phosphate shunt. Lineage: Eukaryota; Metazoa; Chordata; Actinopteri; Scatophagidae.
CGCGCUCCCGUCUCUCUCUCUGACAGUCCGCCUGCUCUCUCUCACGUGUUUUCUGUGUAUAAAAGGGUCUAGUUCUCGGCUCAUCAUGUCCAGUGUGUCACCAGACAAGCGACGAAAAAUGGAGUCGGCGCUCAACCAGCUAAAGAAACACACUGUGGUGGUUGCAGACACUGGGGAUUUUAACGCAAUUGAUGAGUACAAGCCUCAAGAUGCCACCACAAACCCAUCUCUUAUCCUGGCCGCUGCUAAGAUGCCAGCGUACCAGCAGCUGUUGGAUCAGGCCAUUAAAUAUGGCAUCGCAAAAGGCGGAACUGAAGAGGAGCAGGUAGCCAACACCAUGGACAAGCUGUUUGUGAGUUUUGGACUGGAGAUCCUCAAGAAAGUCCCAGGCAGAGUCUCUACUGAGGUGGAUGCCAGACUGUCUUUCGAUAAAGAUGAAAUGGUCGCCAAGGCCUUGAGGCUCAUCGCUCUUUACAAAGAAGCAGGCAUCAGCAAGGAUCGUGUGCUCAUCAAGUUGUCUUCAACAUGGGAAGGAAUCCAGGCUGGCAAGGAGCUGGAGGAAAAGCACGGCAUCCACUGCAACAUGACCCUGCUGUUCUCCUUUGCUCAGGCUGUGGCCUGUGCAGAAGCAAAGGUAACACUCAUCUCGCCCUUCGUCGGACGCAUCCUGGACUGGUACAAGGAGAAUACAGACCGCAAAAGCUUUGAGCCGCACGAAGACCCAGGUGUCUUGAGUGUCACCAAGAUUUAUAACUACUACAAGAAGUAUGGCUACAGCACUGUGGUGAUGGGCGCCUCCUUCAGGAACACGGGUCAAGUGAAAGCGCUGGCAGGCUGCGAUCUGCUCACCAUCUCCCCUGGGCUGCUCGCCGAGCUCAGCCAGGACCACAGCACUGUCACAGAGAUGCUCAGUGCAGAGAAAGCCAAGAUCUGUGAUCUGGAGAAGAUCCACCUCGAUGAGAAGGCUUUCCGCUGGGAGCACAACGAGGACCGCAUGGCUGUGGAGAAACUGUCUGACGGCAUCCGCAAGUUUGCUGCCGACGCCAUCAAGCUGGAGGCCAUGAUUAAAGAGAAAAUGCUGAACGUGAAAAACGGCCAGUAAUGGACAGAUUUGGCGUCUCCUGCUCCAUUGACAGGAGUGUGAGUUAGGAGGCUGCUUUACUUUUCACCAGAGAGAAGGUCGAGAGCACCAGGAGGCCUUCCCUCUCAUCUGACCAAACUUCAAGUUCCUCCCUCCUGAAUGGACUCCUUUUCCUAUCUUUGGCUGGGACUGACUCUGUUUGUUUUCUGAUCAAACAUACAUGCUUAAUGCUAAUGUUGGUGUGGGGUGGUUGUGUAUUAGUCUAAUAUUUAAUGGGAAUUUGACCAGAAAGGAAAGACAUUACAGAAAAAAAAAACUGUCUUAUUGAGUCUUGUAAAUCAUAUUAUGUCACUACUACAAAGGACCAUGAGCACUUUUUGGUGAGAAAAGACCACAAUUUUGCUAUUAACAUCGUUUGUAUGAGGUUGAGAGACUGUUGUAUCAUUCCUCAGAAUUUAACAUUUUGCUCUUUAAAUAAAAAUCUCAGUCGUUA